AUGUUGCAAACUAUACCAACUGUAGAUGAUGCACCCUGCACUCCAAGACCUUUGCUGUUAUCUGCGUAUGCUGUUGAUAAUAGAAUUACUGCCAUCAAUGUUUUGAAUCGGUGGAUGUAUAUUUUUCAACACUGCUUAGAAAAAAAUGUUCGCAUCAUAGGUUUUUCCACAGAUCCAGUCCAUCUUGUUACGAAAUGGAGAAAUAGGUUACUAUCAUCAACAACUGACUUACACUUUGGUUUCGAUAAGAUUAAUAUAAGCCACAUCAAAGCAUUGAUUAAUGAUAGUCAUUAUACAAAACUGGAUCACGGUCUUACUAGCAGCGAUAUUAAUCCAAAAGAUCGUCAAAAUUACAAUUCAUGCAUUAAAAUAAUAUCAGAUGAUGUGAUAAAUCUUUUGAUUAAUAGUGAAGAUACAAAUGGAACCGUUGAUUAUUUAACUUUACUAAAGAUGAUUGGGAAAGCUUAUAUUGAUAAAGCAACAUCCAUUAGUGAACUACACCAUAAGCACAAACAGGAUGAUCCAUUAAUAUAUACAGAUCGAUUAGAUGAAAUAAGUACAUUAAAUGUUGAACAAAUUAUAUUAGGCACAUACAAUCAAGCAAUUAAUAUCGUAAAGCAUUCAAAAAUGUUACACAUAUUAAACCAAAAUAAUAUAGUUAAUUUGAAAGAUUUAAGUGAUUUUGUAUUUGAUUGCUUAAAAAGAAGUUCAAAAAUGUAUGGUUACUCGUCACAAACAACGAUUGAUAACAAUGAAGAGCUUGAAUCAGACGACGAUGACGAUGAUGAAGACGAAGACGUAGAGAGUGAUGUGAAGUAG
This is a messenger RNA of Rotaria socialis, 819 nucleotides long. Lineage: Eukaryota; Metazoa; Rotifera; Eurotatoria; Philodinida; Philodinidae. The record is from the annotation of a GenBank genome assembly.